UGUGUCAGCUGACUGGUGCAAGGAAAUGCAGUCUGCUGGAAAACUGCUAAAGAUGAGUCGGUCGUCGAUUUUUAUUUUGCUUGUUUGCUCAAGCGUAUUAAAUGGCAUUUUGGGUGACCGGCUGACUGUCCUACGUAGUCCAGACUAUGUGACUUUCCUCGACGGACAAUGGCCAGUAUCUGGAGAGAAGAUUCCAGAUUUGGUGGCCCUCACAAUGGGCUUCUCUGUUCAGGAGGACUUGGACUGGCCUGGUCUGCGGGCGUUGCCACUUUUCCAGCGUCCAAGGGCCAACGUGCUGGUCGUGGUCCGAGGAGUGGACAGCCUGGAUCUGCCCAAAAACAUGACCUCAUAUCCACUAGAAAAUCCUGUGCCCUUUACCUUGGACAGUGUGGCCAACACGGUGCACAGCCUGUUUGCCGACAGCACUCCUGUGGUCCUUCAGCUGGCCCCCAGCGAGGAGCGGCUGUACAUGAUGGGCAUGGCCAACACGGUGUUUGAGGACCUGCCCGUCACCCUGCAGCAGAUCCGGGGCCGCCUCUCCCAGGAGGGAUCCGUGCUCAACACCCUGCCCCUCAACUCCCUCAGCAGGAACAACGAGGCUGACCUGCUGUUUCUGUCUGAGGUCCAGGUGCUUCACGACAUAUCUGCUCUGCUGCUGAGGCAUCGCCACCUGGCCAAGGACCAUGCGCCUGACCUGUACUCUCUGGAGCUGUCUGGGCUGGAGGAGAUCGGACGCCGCUACGGCCACGACUCGCAGCAGUUCCAGGACGCCACCAGCAUCAUGGCCGCCGCCAUGCAGAAGUUUGCGGACAACGUGUACAGCGUGUACAGCAACAACGCAGUGGUGGAGGUGGUGACGGUGAAGACCUUCGAAGCGCCCCUCACCCGAAAGUCUCGCUCUAUUCUCGAGUCCAAGCAGAUUAGCAACCCGGGCAGCCCCUACAACCUGGCCUACAAGUACAACUUUGAGUACGCGGUGAUAUUCAACAUCGUGCUGUGGCUGAUGAUCGUGCUGGCUCUCGCCCUCAUCGCCAUCUCCUACAACCUGUGGAACAUGGACCCCGGCUACGACAGCAUCAUCUACAGGAUGACCAAUCAGAAGAUCCGCAUGGACUGAGCGCUCCGUGACACAAGCAAUUAUAAAUAUACACACUUACGGUAUAAAAAGGUGCCCAGAGUGCACAUGCCCACACACACACACACCACAGAUGCAAAUAAAUACAUAUGAAUGUGCAUAUGCACGCAUACCCAUCCGCAUUAAACACACACACACACACACACACAGUCCCUGUAUUACAUGACGUGGUGAUAUAUUUAUAUGUGUUGGCCUUUCUGUUGUCACGUAGGCCACACACUAGUCCUGUAUAUUGUACAGUGGUAUUCCCUCAAACUCUCUAUUACAUUCUAAAAGAUGAAGUGUAAAGUACUUAUUAUAAAAAGAAAAUGUUGUGGAGAUGGUGCAGCCACAUAGAAUGUUUACUUGAUGUUUGUCACCUGAAUCAAACUGUUAAUUUAUUGAUGUCUUGGUGGUGUAGAUAUUCUUGUCAUUUAUGUUUGUUUCCGUUGUGCUUUUUUUCAUUUCUUUUUUUUGCUGUUUCCUAGUGUGUAACCAUGACUACUAAGGUAUAGUGCUUUCCCGUCCACUUAUUCCAGGAGUAAGAGGAAUGAGAAAUUGUUAACUGUGAUUUUUCUUUCUUUCUUUUUACUUUUUGAGAUGCAUGUUUGCCCUGGUGUGACAGAUGCUUGCUGACUGUAUUUAUUGUUUUGCUGUUUGUAUUAUUUGUGUGUGACUGUGAUGUGAUUCGGGCCUUUUUUUUCAUGGGACAUGAGAUCAUUCCUGCGCACAAACUUUUGUUUUGAGUCUGUCAUUGUAAAGGGUUUGCAGAAAGAGUCAGAGUUGUAAAACCUUAGGUGUUUAGCUGUCCAUAGCAUUUACAGAUAUACAGUUCAAAAGUAUGAUCACACAUGCUGGAAUCGAAAAGUGAUAAAUUGGAACAGUGAAAGAAAAUGUCAUUUUAAACUCGGCUCAAAUAAUAAACCUGAAAACCAG
Engraulis encrasicolus (European anchovy) is the source of this 2050-nucleotide messenger RNA. RefSeq names its product ATPase H+ transporting accessory protein 2 (gene atp6ap2). Lineage: Eukaryota; Metazoa; Chordata; Actinopteri; Clupeiformes; Engraulidae. Gene Ontology annotation, biological process: positive regulation of Wnt signaling pathway. Bases 26 to 1117 code for a protein of 363 amino acids. Gene Ontology annotation, cellular component: external side of plasma membrane; membrane. Gene Ontology annotation, molecular function: signaling receptor activity. The record is from RefSeq and is a predicted model, not a curated record. The transcript is spliced from 9 exons.